Molecule: messenger RNA, 2153 nt
Organism: Harpegnathos saltator (Jerdon's jumping ant)
Lineage: Eukaryota; Metazoa; Arthropoda; Insecta; Hymenoptera; Formicidae
Gene: Hbg3
Product: alpha-glucosidase
Exons: 9
Coding region: 122-1804 (560 amino acids)
Biological process (GO): carbohydrate metabolic process
Source: RefSeq, a predicted model, not a curated record
AGCUGUCUUUUCGCGUUGAGCGGAAAAGUUAGGACGUGACAAGAGACAAAUGUUCGGAUACGAUGAUGAUCUCUGAAGGACCGCGAAUAUAUAUGCUGCAAUAUACGGUGACUCGACAAUAAUGAAAGGGAUAACAACCCUCUUCACGAUAUUAAUAUUUUCCGGUGCUGGACAUGGUGCAAAAUGGUGGCAGACGAUGUCCCUUUAUCAAAUUUAUCCCAGAAGCUUUAAAGACAGCGACGGAGAUGGUGUAGGAGAUCUCAGUGGUGUAAGGAGCAAACUGCAACAUCUAGUUGACUCGAACGUCAACGCCUUUUGGUUAUCUCCGAUCUAUCCCAGCCCGAUGAUCGAUUUUGGCUACGAUAUUUCCAAUUUCACCGGCAUCGACCCCGUAUACGGCACUAUGACUGACUUCGAGGCACUCGUGGAAACCGCACACGACCAUUCGCUCAAAGUCAUCAUGGAUUUCGUUCCCAACCACUCAUCCGAUAGGCACGAGUGGUUCCAAAAGAGCUUACAAGGCAUCGAGCCUUACACCGAUUAUUACGUGUGGCACAAAGGCAAGGUGCUGGCCGACGGAACGGUCACGGUACCGAAUAAUUGGGUGAGCGUGUUCGGCGGACCGGCCUGGACCUGGCGCGACGAGAGGCAAGCAUAUUACCUCCAUCAAUUUGCGCCAGAGCAACCUGAUCUCAACUUCAACGACGAAGACGUAGUACGCGCAAUGCAGGACGUCAUAAGAUUUUGGCUCAACAAGGGAGUGGACGGAUUCCGGGUGGACGCAGUGCCGCAUUUAUGUGAGCAUCAAGGCUUCCCGAACGAGCCGCUCACGGGCAACGCGAAUCCGAACGAUUAUGGUUAUACAGACAAAAUCUACACGAAGGAUCAACCACGUACCUACGAGGUGACGCGAGGCUGGCGGUCGGUGCUGGACGAGUACCCCGGCGACAAAGUUAUGAUGAUUGAAGCGUAUUCAAACAUCACGAUGACGAUGAAGUAUUACCAAUACGGGGCGCACUUUCCCUUCAACUUCGGAAUGAUCACCGAUACAAGUCGAGACUCCACGGCGGCCGACUUGAAAACGAUGAUCAAUAAAUGGAUGCUAAACAUGCCCACGGAUGCGACCGCUAACUGGGUGGCCGGAAAUCACGACAAACCCAGAUUAGUGAGCCGUUACGGAGAACAACGAGCGCAAGCUAUGACUAUGAUGACUCUAUUGCUUCCGGGUGUGGGUGUAACUUACAACGGCGACGAAAUUGGUAUGGAGGACACGUGGAUAUCAUGGGAAGACACCAAAGACCCGCAAGGUUGCAACGCUGGUAAAGAUCAUUAUGAGACAGCAUCUCGAGAUCCUGAGAGGACACCGUUUCAAUGGGACGGCACCACCUCGGCUGGAUUCUCCACGAACCCGAAAACGUGGCUGCCGAUCAACAAGAAUUACAAGACUGUCAAUUUAGCUGCAGAAAAGAAACGGAGCGACUCAUAUUACGCUCUCUACAAGACGGUUUCUGCUCUACGAAAGUGGUCAUCGGUGAAACGAGGAAAUCUGUCUACAAAACUGUUGAACGACAAUGUACUUGUUUUCGCCAGGGAAGCUGCUGGAGAAAAAUCAGUUUACGUAAUCAUAAACUUUGUGGAUCAGAAGCAAAUUGUUGACUUAUCGAUGCUUACCGGCCUAUUCAAGCAGCUGAAUGUUUAUUAUGCUACUACGAAUGCUCAUUUCCUCAUUGGAAAACCAGUUGACGACAUUCAAGCCAUGGAAAUUCCCGCAUCAGCAGCUGUGAUAUGCGUUGAUGUCGAGUAAAGCCAGGCGAAAAUCUAAGAAAAGGAGUAUCCGAAUAAGACGUCAUACGUUUUCCAUGUAAGCCCCAUAGUUUUCCCGGACGAGGAAAUUAUUUCGGUCCUUGGAACGUGACCCGUCCUGGUAUACCACUUUUAUGUUCGCGCGUCACGCUGUUAUUUCAUUUAUUAAUCUCCCCGGCGUGUACCCGGUUAUAGCUGAAUAUUCGCGCGUAGCUGGAACUUGAUGGAAAGCAACGCUGCCGUCGCAGGUUUAAUCUGAGUAAAUCUAAUCUAAGUGGAUUUUAUCUAAACGAAAUGAAAUGUAUAGCGACGACGGCAUGCUGUAUCAUUAAAAAGCAAUUUCGCACUCA